AUGAUACCCAAGUGUUUAACCUCAGUAUGUAGCAGUUACUUGCAUACAAGAUUUUAUAGUGGCUUUUUACAUUUAAGGUUUCUUGAGACUGUGGAACUGCAGAUCAGCUUGAAGAACUACGAUCCCCAGAAGGACAAGCGUUUCUCAGGCACUGUCAGGCUGAAGACCACCCCACGUCCCAAGUUCUCCGUGUGCAUUCUUGGUGACCAGCAGCAUUGUGAUGAAGCCAAGGCCGCUGAGCUUCCACACAUGGACAUCGAGGCUCUUAAAAAGCUCAACAAGAACAAGAAAAUGGUCAAGAAGCUGGCAAAGAAGUACGAUGCUUUCCUGGCUUCUGAGUCUCUGAUCAAGCAGAUUCCUCGUAUCUUGGGACCUGGCCUCAACAAGGCAGGAAAGUUCCCCUCUCUGCUCACCCAUAACGAGAACCUGGCCACCAAGGUGGAUGAAGUGAAAUCCACCAUCAAAUUCCAGAUGAAGAAGGUUCUGUGUCUGGCUGUGGCCGUUGGUCACGUCAGGAUGACUGAGGAAGAGCUGGUCUACAACAUCCACCUGGCUGUGAACUUCCUGGUGUCUCUGCUGAAGAAGAACUGGCAGAAUGUCAGAGCGCUCUACAUCAAGAGCACAAUGGGAAAGCCACAGCGCCUCUAUUAGAGACUCUGUUCCUCAAGUUUCUACAAUAAAUGUGGAGUUGAUCCAAA
Molecule: messenger RNA, 698 nt
Organism: Sinocyclocheilus grahami
Lineage: Eukaryota; Metazoa; Chordata; Actinopteri; Cypriniformes; Cyprinidae
Product: 60S ribosomal protein L10a-like
Exons: 5
Coding region: 1-651 (216 amino acids)
Biological process (GO): translation
Cellular component (GO): large ribosomal subunit
Molecular function (GO): structural constituent of ribosome; RNA binding
Source: RefSeq, a predicted model, not a curated record